UUAAUAACUGAAAAAACUUCACUGAACAAUAACGGUCAAAGAAACGGGGAAUACGGGAUGAAUUGUUAAGCAUUAUUAUUUAUGAGAAAAUAAUUGCAUAUCAAAUUUCUGACUAAAUUAUAUUAAUGAGUUUAAAUAUAAUCAUCGCCAUUCAUUAUUAUCAUUUAUUCAGUGUUACUACAGUAUUAUUACAUCUAUUUGAAGGUGCAAUGGAUGAAAGCACAAUCAGUUUAAAAUAGUAAUACUAAAGCAGUAUUUUAUUGAUUGAAUUAAGAAUUUUUAUGUUUAAACUCUAAACAGAUGUGAGUUUUGGUUUGCUUUAUAACCAAACUUCUAAUUAGUUUGACUAGGAUAAUGUUAGUUUUAUCUUAUUUUCACUUGCGUGCCGAAAUGGCUAAAAUAUUGUCACGUUGUAUGCACAGCGUCGAGGCAAUGAUAGUUUAAAAAUGAAAUUAUGACAGAUUAAUGUUCAAUUUCACAGACAUAUAUUAAAUAAACAAUAUAUAUAUAUAUAUAUAUUAAUCAGAAUACAUUCAACUUUUGAUAGUAUAAAUAACGUGUUAAUAAGAGCUCUCACCCGAUAUGGUUUCCUUUGCCCCGUAUAUUCUAUAUCGGGCCACAUACUAGCCCCGUAACGAAUACAUCACGUCAACAACAUGUUUGCAGUAAUCAAGACGCCAGCACUUUCAGGGGAAUGUUGUCAUUUAUUCAUCGGAAUAAGAAAUUAGGCACCAUAUUGGUACGAUAUAAAGAUAAGUGACCCAAUAUGGAACAAUUCAUGUUGGAGACGUGAUAAAUAAACAUGUGUAUGAUCUUACAGUGACUUUGCAUCUUAUACAAACAUUAUGAGUCGGGUUUUAUUACACAUUCCGUAACGAUUUUAAUACACGUGUUAUAUCGUCAGUCAGUGAUCCUUACAGUACACGUGGAAAGCGAGAGUCGGUGAUUCUACCAGUACACGUGGAAAGCGACAGUCUUUGAUCCUACCUGUACACGUGAAAAGCGACAGUCGUUGAUUCUACCCGUACACAUGGAAAGCGACAUUCGUUGAUCCUACUGGUACACGUGGAAAGCGACAGUCGUUGAUCCAACUAGUACACGUGGAAAGCGACAGUCGUUGAUUGUACCAGUACAGAUGGAAAGCGACAGUCGAUGAUCCGACCAGUACACGUGGAAAGCGACAGUUGGUGAUUCUACCAGUACACGUGGAAAGCGACAGUUGGUGAUCCUAACAGUACAUUCGGAAAGCGAGAGUCAGUGAUCCUACCAGUACACGUGAAAAGCGACAGUCGGGGAUCCUACCAGUACACGUGAAAAGCGACAGUCGGUGAUCCUACCAGUACACGUGAAAAGCGACAGUCGGUGAUCCUACCAGUACACGUGAAAAGCGACAGUCGGUGAUCCAACCUGUUCACGUGAAGAGCGACAGUCGGGGAUCCUACCUGUUCACGUGAAAAGCGACAUUCAGUGAUCCUACCUGUUCACGUGAAAAGCGACAGUCGGUGAUUCUACCUGUUCAUGUGAAAAGCGACAGUCGGUGAUCCUAGCUGUUCACUUGAAAAGCGACAGUCGGUGAGCCUACCUGUUCACUUGAAAAGCGACAGUCGGUGAUCCUACCAGUACACGUGAAAAGCAACAGUCGGUGAACCUACAUGUACACGUGACAAGCGACAGUCGGUGAUCCUACCAGUACACGUGGAAAACGACAUUCGGUGAUCCUACCAGUACACGUGAAAAGCGACAGUCGUUGAUCCUACCAGUACACGUGGGAAGCGACAUUCGGUGAUCCUACCAGUACACGUGAAAAGCCACAGUCGGGGAUCCUACCAGUACACGUGAAAAGCGACAGUCGUUGAUCCUACCAGUACACGUGAAAAGCGACAGUCGGUGAUCCUACCAGUACACGUGGAAAGCGACAUUCGGUGAUCCUACCAGUAGACGUGGAAAGCGACAUUCGGUGAUCCUACCAGUAGACGUGAAAAGCGACAGUCGGUGAUCAUACCUGUUCAAGUGAAAAGCGACAGUCGGUGAUCCUACCAGUACACGUGGAAAACGAGAGUCUCUAUCGUUACGUGAGCAACCCGAGGACGAAAGUAGCUCUAUAUGUGGUCAACAAACCCGUGUCCGAAAGCAACAACUACUUCGAGUUAGAAAUCCUUAAUACAGGAGAAAUAGGAGCUGUUGCAAUAGGUCUUGUUCCUGCUGAUUAUCCUGAUGAUUCACAGCCGGGAUGGAGGGAAAAGUCCAUUGCUUACCACGCCGACGAUGGAAGUCUUUUCAAAGAAAACGGUUCAGGUAUUUCGUUUGGGCCUAAAUGUGGAAAUGGUGAUAGAAUGGGCUGUGGCGUGAGGUUCAUGAAGCAAAGCUUAAAUGAGGUGGAAGUUUACUUCACAAAGAACGGCCACGAGAUAGGGUGUGAAAGAUUUGUCAUUCCACGAAAUGGCUUGUUUCCUGCUGUCGGCAUGCACUCCGACGGCGAAAAAGUUCGGUUAGAUAUGGAUGCCACUUUUAGAUCAUACAGCAAAUCAGCAAUUAAAGCUAAGACGACUAAGUUGGAAAAACGAGCAACCAGAGCCGACUUUGUGGCCAUUCACGGUGACCGUCUUAGUUACGUAAGCAACCCGAGGACGAAAGUAGCUCUUUACGUGGUCAACAAACCCGUGUCCGAAAGCAACAACUACUUUGAGUUAGAAAUCCUUAAUACAGGAGAAAUAGGAGCUGUUGCAAUAGGUCUUGUUCCUGCUGAUUAUCCUGAUGAUUCACAGCCGGGAUGGAGGGAAAAGUCCAUUGCUUACCACGCCGACGAUGGAAGUCUUUUCAAAGAAAACGGUUCAGGUAUUUCGUUAGGGCCUAAAUGUGGAAAUGGUGAUAGAAUGGGCUGUGGCGUGAGGUUCAUGAAGCAAAGCUUAAAUGAGGUGGAAGUUUACUUCACAAAGAACGGCCACGAAAUAGGGUGUGAAAGAUUUGUCAUUCCACGAAAUGGCUUGUUUCCUGCUGUCGGCAUGCACUCCGACGGCGAAAAAGUUCGGUUAGAUAUAGAUGCCACUUUUAGAUCAUACAGCAAAUCAGCAAUUAAAGCUAAGACGACUGAGUUGGAAAAACGAGCAACCAGAGCCGACUUUGUGGCCAUUCACGGUGACCGUCUUAGUUACGUAAGCAACCCGAGGACGAAAGUAGCUCUUUACGUGGUCAACAAACCCGUGUCCGAAAGCAACAACUACUUUGAGUUAGAAAUCCUUAAUACAGGAGAAAUAGGAGCUGUUGCAAUAGGUCUUGUUCCUGCUGAUUAUCCUGAUGAUUCACAGCCGGGAUGGAAGGAAAAGUCCAUUGCUUACCACGCCGACGAUGGAAGUCUUUUCAAAGAAAACGGUUCAGGUAUUUCGUUAGGGCCUAAAUGUGGAAAUGGUGAUAGAAUGGGCUGUGGCGUGAGGUUCAUGAAGCAAAGCUUAAAUGAGGUGGAAGUUUACUUCACAAAGAACGGUCACGAGAUAGGGUGUGAAAGAUUUGUCAUUCCACGAAAUGGCUUGUUUCCUGCUGUCGGCAUGCACUCCGACGGCGAAAAAGUUCGGUUAGAUAUGGAUGUCACUUUUAGAUCAUACAGCAAAUCAGCAAUUAAAGCUAAGACGACUGAGUUGGAAAAACGAGCUACCAGAGCCGACUUUGUGGCCAUUCACGGUGACCGUCUUAGUUACUUGAGCAACCCGAGGACGAAAGUAGCUCUUUACGUGGUCAACAAACCCGUGUCCGAAAGCAACAACUACUUUGAGUUAGAAAUCCUUAAUACAGGAGAAAUAGGAGCUGUUGCAAUAGGUCUUGUUCCUGCUGAUUAUCCUGAUGAUUCACAGCCGGGAUGGAGGGAAAAGUCCAUUGCUUACCACGCCGACGAUGGAAGUCUUUUCAAAGAAAAUGGUUCAGGUAUUUCGUUAGGGCCUAAAUGUGGAAAUGGUGAUAGAAUGGGCUGUGGCGUGAGGUUCAUGAAGCAAAGCUUAAAUGAGGUGGAAGUUUACUUCACAAAGAACGGUCACGAGAUAGGGUGUGAAAGAUUUGUCAUUCCACGAAAUGGCUUGUUUCCUGCUGUCGGCAUGCACUCCGACGGCGAAAAAGUUCGGUUAGAUAUGGAUGCCACUUUUAGAUCAUACAGCAAAUCAGCAAUUAAAGCUAAGACGACUGAGUUGGAAAAACGAGCUACCAGAGCCGACUUUGUGGCCAUUCACGGUGACCGUCUUAGUUACGUGAGCAACCCGAGGACGAAAGUAGCUCUUUACGUGGUCAACAAACCCGUGUCCGAAAGCAACAACUACUUUGAGUUAGAAAUCCUUAAUACAGGAGAAAUAGGAGCUGUUGCAAUAGGUCUUGUUCCUGCUGAUUAUCCUGAUGAUUCACAGCCGGGAUGGAGGGAAAAGUCCAUUGCUUACCACGCCGACGAUGGAAGUCUUUUCAAAGAAAACGGUUCAGGUAUUUCGUUAGGGCCUAAAUGUGGAAAUGGUGAUAGAAUGGGCUGUGGCGUGAGGUUCAUGAAGCAAAGCUUAAAUGAGGUGGAAGUUUACUUCACAAAGAACGGCCACGAGAUAGGGUGUGAAAGAUUUGUCAUUCCACGAAAUGGCUUGUUUCCUGCUGUCGGCAUGCACUCCGACGGCGAAAAAGUUCGGUUAGAUAUGGAUGCCACUUUUAGAUCAUACAGCAAAUCAGCAAUUAAAGCUAAGACGACUGAGUUGGAAAAACGAGCAACCAGAGCCGACUUUGUGGCCAUUCACGGUGACCGUCUUAGUUACGUGAGCAACCCGAGGACGAAAGUAGCUCUAUAUGUGGUCAACAAACCCGUGUCCGAAAGCAACAACUACUUUGAGUUAGAAAUCCUUAAUACAGGAGAAAUAGGAGCUGUUGCAAUAGGUCUUGUUCCUGCUGAUUAUCCUGAUGAUUCACAGCCGGGAUGGAGGGAAAAGUCCAUUGCUUACCACGCCGACGAUGGAAGACUUUUCAAAGAAAAUGGUUCAGGUAUUUCGUUUGGGCCUAAAUGUGGAAAUGGUGAUAAAAUGGGCUGUGGCGUGAGGUUCAUGAAGCAAAGCUUAAAUGAGGUUGAAGUUUACUUCACAAGAAAUAGCCAAGAGGUGGGAGCUCGACUUAUACAGCUUCCGUCCGGAGGUUUUUAUCCUGCCGUUGGUAUGCACUCAAAUGGAGAGAACGUACGUAUCUUCACGCCUAAGCUUGACGAAGCAGAUCGUAAACAGCAGUUUCCUUAUCUGACUGUUCAAUUGCCAAAAGCAGGUCAAGGUCACGCUAAAACUGGAUCAAGUGAAGGCAAUGACGGGAAUUCUGUGUCUAGUGAAUGGGAUGCUAUUGAUGAACUUCCAUCGGAUAGUGUUCCUGGUAGGAAACGAAUAGUAGAUGAUACUGAUAAUGCUUCGGAUUUUGUUCCAAAUCCUUUAGAAAGUGGACUGCACAAUGAGAUGUGUGACUCUGUGCCUGGACGAAGACGGGGUGAUGAUCUUGGAGAUUCGGUCGAUGGUCAUCGAAGAAGACACCCGGAUAGAAAAUAACGAAACAUAAACCUAACAUAGCCUCGUAAGAUAAGGGCCUGUAUUCAUUUGCUGAUUUCGUAGUGCGACCUAUCAAAAGAUUUGUAUUGAACAUACGUGAACGAUUUCUGAUGAACACUCUUUUUCCACGUUUAUUAAUCUAUUGUGUUUAAAAAUUGAUUUAUUAUACUUGCGCAAAAUUGUAUCAUAUAUAAGCGAUCUGUUUGGGGGGGGGGGUUGUUGCGUUUUUGAACUUAUAUAAUUGUGAGUGUUUUUGCAUUUUAUGUGAGUGAUAUUUUGAAAUGGUAGUGAGACAUAUGAUGUUCGGGAUAUUGGAUUAAAUUUUGAAUUUGAUUUCAGAAAACUCAAACUAAAUGUAUCAAAAUUUUCAAAAAGCGUAAAAUAUCCCGUGAUCAAUUGAUGGUACAAAAAAAGAAAAGUCAUCAGAAUUUUGUUUUGGCUUGUACAGUGUACACUAUAAAUGCUUGAACUUAAAGUGCAUGUACAUGUAUACACUAUAGUUGAAUUAUUACUUUAUAAGCUCCAUGUUGUGUCAUUUGUCUCAAUUGUUAUUGGAUAGGAACUCAGAUUCAUACUUUAAAACCCUUGGCAACAUAACCUUGCUCAUUUAUUGUUUCUCCUAGAUUUAAACACUGCACUCUCAUGGUCACAUUGAUCACGACAAGCCAGCGAUAUUAAAGUCGAUUUACAUUUUGACAUAGGAAAGUAUUACAUAUCAAAACCGUAUAAAAAGGCACAGUGCGUUAAGAUCGUUAUCGUAAUGUUAAACAAACUAGAGGUGAAAGUAACCUUACCGGAGCUUGAGUCUAUCCGACCAGUUUUCAUUUGUAUACCGAUAUGUAUUUUGGAUUUGAUUAUUGUUUAAAAGUGUCAUUUUGUUCGGUUUUGGUCACAAAUGACUUUCCAACAUCAGUCCUGUGUUACGUCGAUUUCUCCAAAGUGAAUCAAUAUUUACACCUGUUAUGAACAAAAAUCCACAAUCCUGUAUUUAACUAACAAAACACAUCGAAAUAUGUGAAUUGCGUUGGCCCCAAAAAUGAAAUAGAGUUUUCAUGUUUUCAAGUUCUUUAUAAAGAACUCAGUCAAUGAUAACAUUUAACCAAAUGAGUGAAAAUGAUCGACAUAAUUAUGAAAUAAAUUAUAUAAGUUUAUGCUGAAAUAACCCAGUACAUGAUAAUAUGAAAACAUUCGUAAAUGAGUGAAGGAGAUCUGCAUAAGU
Molecule: messenger RNA, 6756 nt
Organism: Mya arenaria
Lineage: Eukaryota; Metazoa; Mollusca; Bivalvia; Myida; Myidae
Exons: 24
Coding region: 2334-5537 (1067 amino acids)
Molecular function (GO): protein binding
Source: RefSeq, a predicted model, not a curated record